Messenger RNA from Capsella rubella, 996 nucleotides. Its product is annotated as probable complex I intermediate-associated protein 30. The coding region runs from base 127 to 810 and encodes 227 amino acids. Gene Ontology annotation, cellular component: mitochondrion. The transcript is spliced from 8 exons. Lineage: Eukaryota; Viridiplantae; Streptophyta; Magnoliopsida; Brassicales; Brassicaceae. Gene Ontology annotation, biological process: mitochondrial electron transport, NADH to ubiquinone; mitochondrial respiratory chain complex I assembly. The record is from RefSeq and is a predicted model, not a curated record.
UAUCGUAUAGUAGAAACGGCGACGUGCGUAUUCGUCUUCAAGUUUGACUGGUUUAUCGGAAAACCGAGGCUGGUUUGUGCGACGGUGACGGCAAAUCCAGUUGAGUUUCUUCAUUUUCAUCUGGACAUGUCAAGGUUUCGAUCAUUGUUGCAAGCCUCAGUAAAUGCGACAAAGAAGGCUCUUACGUGGAACGUUGAAGAAUGGGUACCACCUGCAGAGAAGCAUAUAUUUAAGUUUCACUCUAAAGAAGACUUAAAGAAAUGGCAUCUCUAUUCUGAUUCUGAAUAUGGAGGAUUAUCUUCUGCUUCCUUGGAGAUCCCAGACAAAGGAGAUGGAUCAGAUUACGCUGGAAUUUUCUCGGGGAACCUAUCUGUAGAACUUAGCGAAGGAUCAAAAUGGAACAUCAGUCGGAGUGGUUUCUGUGGAAUGCGCUCAAAGAAGUUUGACGGCUUCAUUGAUCUCGAUGGGUAUGAUGCAAUAGCCCUGAGGCUCAGAGGAGAUGGAAGAUGUUAUAUCUCUACUAUCUAUACUGAAAACUGGGUGAACUCACCGGGGCAAGCAGAAGAUAACUCAUGGCAAGCGUUUGUUUUUGCUCCAAAGAACGAUUGGUAUAUUGCUAAGAUCCCACUAGCUCGAUACUUGCCAACAUGGAGAGGAAAUGUUAUAGAUGUGGAAAUGGAGAUGAAUCCAGGUCGUGUUCUGGGAAUGUCACUGUCGGUAAACGCAGAAGGUGGUGCGGUUGGAGCAAAAUCAGGAGCAGGUGACUUCCGAGUUGAAAUAGACUGGAUCAAAGCCUUGAGAUUGCCAUGAAUGUUGAACAUUAUAGCAAUGCAUGGUGUUUUUAUUGUUUCUUGGUUUUAGCUUGUAAAAAGAUACUUGAUGGCCAGAGAGCAUUGUUGUGUAGCGGCAAAGUUUGUUACAAUUUGGAGCCAUGUUUUUACAAUGACAUAGAAUAAAGAUUGACUAAAAUCAAAGAUAUGAUUUACCUUAUGUUUA